AUGCCUUCAAACAGCGCUGCAUGGCUCGUCGCCGCAAAGACGUCACCAUUCGAGGUCAAGGAAGCUCCCCUCCCCGAAGUUGCCCAAGGCCACAUCCUCGUCAAGAACUCAGCUGUCGCCAUCAACCCUGUCGACAUUGCGAACCAGCAUGUUGGUAUUUUUAUUUCCGAGUCUCAAUACCCCGUCAUUCUCGGAGAGGAUGUUGCUGGUACUGUAGAGGCAGUCGGCUCUGAUGUCACCAACUUCCAGCCUGGCGACAGAGUCUUGGGCUACGCUACUUCGCUCGCCAGCAAGGACAAUGCAAACAGUGCUUUCCAGGAGUACACAUCUAUUCGAGCCGACUGCGCCUCAAAAAUCCCCGAGGGACUUUCUUUUGAGCAGGCUGCUGUUCUCCCCCUCUCCCUCGCUACCGCUGCGUGGGCUUUGUUUGGCGAUGCCACACUCAAGAUGAAGUUUCCUAGUCUCAACCCUGAGCCUACUGGUGAGACAGUCCUCAUCUGGGGCGGUGCAGCCAGUGUAGGCGGAACUGCAAUUCAACUGGCUAAAGCAGCUGGCUACGAAGUCAUCACCACUGCAUCAACCAAGAACCACGAAUAUGUCAAGAGCCUCGGCGCUGACCACGUCUAUGACUACAAGUCCCCGCAUGUGACCAAGGAUAUUUGCUCGCUACUCAUGAGCAAGAAACUCGCGGGUGCUUUGGAGGCCAGUGGCAACGAAGAAGCUAUGAACAGCGCCAGCCAAUCCAUUGCCCACGGCGACGGUUUGCGCAAGGUUAUCUGUGUCCGCGGUCCUCAAUCGCAGUUGCCAGAGGUCAAGGCUCAACCGAUCAUGUCAACAAGCAUUAUCGGUACACCAGUUGCGAAAGCUGUUUUCGGAGAUUACAUACCUGUUGCUCUAGAGGAGGGCAAGUUCAAGGCUGUUCCGGAAGCGGAAGUCGUUGGAAAAGGCUUGGAGUCUGUUCAGUUGGGUGUUAAUACUUUGGCCAAGGGUGUUUCAGCAAAGAAGAUUGUUGUUAGUUUGUAG
Molecule: messenger RNA, 1023 nt
Organism: Fusarium poae
Lineage: Eukaryota; Fungi; Ascomycota; Sordariomycetes; Hypocreales; Nectriaceae
Exons: 1
Coding region: 1-1023 (340 amino acids)
Molecular function (GO): oxidoreductase activity, acting on NAD(P)H
Source: RefSeq, a predicted model, not a curated record